AUGACCAAACCAGCCAUUGGCUUCGUCGGCCUCGGCGCCAUGGGCUUCGGCAUGGCCACGCACCUGGUCCACGAAGGCUACCCCGUCCACGGCUACGACGUCUUCCCCGCCUCGAUCGACCGCUUCCAAGCCGCGGGGGGCAUUGGGGCUGCCUCGCUGCGCGCCUCCGCCGAAGACAAAUCCAUCUACGUGUGUAUGGUGGCCUCCGCGCCGCAAGUCCAGAGCGUGCUCUUCGGAGACGAGGGCAUUGUGCAGUCCCUCCCCAAAUCCGCCACCCUAAUCCUAAUGUCCACCAUCCCGGCCACAACCGCCCAAUCCCUCGCCCAAACCAUCCACACCACCCGCCCCGACAUCUUGGUGGUUGACGCCCCCGUCUCCGGCGGCGCCCUGCGCGCCGCAGCCGGCACCCUCUCCAUCAUGGCCGGCGGGAGCCCCGCCGCGUUGGAGGCCGCCACUCCCGUCCUGGAGGCGCUCAGCGCCCCCCGCAAGCUCUACCUGGUGCCCGGCGGGAUCGGCGCCGGCAGUAACAUGAAGAUGGUGCAUCAGGUGCUCGCGGCAAUCCAUAUCCUGGGCGCGAGCGAGGCGCACGGUCUGGCGGCGCGGUUGGGGUUGGAUGCGGCGCGCACGGCGGAGAGGAUUGUUUCUGGGGAGGCGUGGACCUGGAUGCAUGAGAAUCGGUCGCCCAGGAUUCUGGGGGGUGAAGGGGUUUGGAGUCCCGGGGUUAGUGCGGUGACUAUUAUUUUGAAGGAUGCGGGGAUCAUCACAACCUCGGCGAGAGAACAUCACUUCCCGACGCCGCUUUGUGCGACGGCGGAGCAGAUCUAUCUCUCGGCGCUGCUGCAGGGGGACGGGGCCAAGGAUGAUGCGGCGCUGGUCAGGCAGUAUUUUGCGGGGCCCGUGGCGGAGGUUGAUGCGUCUGCGUUGAGCGCGGAGGAGCAGGAGGAGCGGACGCAGCUGGUGCUCGAUCUGAUGGCCGCGGUGAAUCUGGUGGCGGCCGCGGAGGCGACCUCGUUUGCUCGGUUUCUGGGCGUGGAUUUGGCGCAGUUCUAUGAGCUGGUGAGUGAUGCAGCCGGCGGGAGUAAGGUGUUUGUCUCCCGGGGGUUGGAGAUGAUUGAGGGCAGGGUCGGCGAGAAGGCGCCGGCCGGGGCGGAGACGGUGGAUGCGCUCGCGCAGCGGUUGGAGAGGGUGGCUCAGAGGGCCAGGGACUUGCAUUGUCCGUUGCAUUUGGGGAAUGCGGCGUUGGGGGUCUUGUUGAUGGCUAAGAGGGCUGGGCUGGGGGGGUCGAGUAGUACCAGUGUCGUGGGUUUGUAUGAGGGCGGAGGCUCGAGGGGGAAGUUGUGA
This is a messenger RNA of Aspergillus aculeatinus CBS 121060, 1341 nucleotides long. Its product is annotated as oxidoreductase. The coding region runs from base 1 to 1341 and encodes 446 amino acids. The record is from RefSeq and is a predicted model, not a curated record. The transcript has 3 exons. Lineage: Eukaryota; Fungi; Ascomycota; Eurotiomycetes; Eurotiales; Aspergillaceae. Gene Ontology annotation, molecular function: NADP binding; NAD binding; oxidoreductase activity.